Molecule: messenger RNA, 3849 nt
Organism: Naegleria lovaniensis
Lineage: Eukaryota; Heterolobosea; Eutetramitea; Acrasida; Naegleriidae
Exons: 1
Coding region: 1-3849 (1282 amino acids)
Biological process (GO): protein ubiquitination
Molecular function (GO): protein binding; ubiquitin-protein transferase activity
Source: RefSeq, a predicted model, not a curated record
AUGAUGGGACAUGAUGAAUAUUCAGAAGCAAGAAUGAUGUUACAUACAAUUCAACAGGAUAUCAACUCGAAUGAGGAACUCAACAGAAACGGUACUACUCAUGAUGAAAUCAGCAACAACAGCGAUGACAUUCUGCAAAUACCUCAGCAUGAUUCAGUAAUGAUGGAGGAAGACUUGAAUUCAGUACAAGUUGAAACAUCAGAAGAAAUAACCGAAAAUAGUCAUCAACAAGUUUUUCAAAAAGAUGAAUUAAUGAACACUUCUUCAGAGGAUCAAACGAUUUUGUCUGUUCCUACCACUCAUGCCACAAAUGUAGCAACAACAUUGGGAAAUAUUCAACAACACUUCAAAGGCAACCGUUCGUUACCUCCCAUCGAUACAAGUAGUAGAAAUUUACAAUUGAAUUUAGAAUUUUCAUAUGAUCGAAGGGCAACACCAAUUUCACGUAGAAUGAACAACAAUCACAUGAAUAAUAGCUCUAAUAGAGAUUCAUUUGUUUCUCAACAACAACACGAAGAACAACAUGAAAGUUCACUCUCAUCAGCAACCAAUAGUCCUGUGAUGGUCAUGAUGAUGGAUCCAGAAACAGAAAUGGAUCCAGCCAGCCAACAUCCCAUAAGCAUCAUCAACAGUAGUAGUAACCAUACAUCAAGUAGCGCUGAUGACGAUUCAUCAUCAUUUUCAAACAAUGGUGAAGAUAUGAGUAGCGAUGACACCAUAAUGUCAGUAGCCACUGCUCAUGAAUCCAUCUCUUCAGCAUUGACAUCAACUCCCACACGAGUAGUAGUAACAACUAAUACUGACGUUUCACAGUCUUCAUUGUCUGUCAUUGGAGUCUCUCCAUUUCUAUUUCCAUCUUCAGGUGAAAUGUUUACAAGUCAUACACGCGCUCAUCAACAAACCAAUGAUGAAACAAUGAUGAAUGAUGAUGAAGAGAGUGGAAGCAUGACAUCGAUGGUCGUGGACACAGCGCAAACCUUUUCCUCAAUAGUACCUUCAACAAGUGCUGAGAGUAGUGUCAUGAUACGACUCUCAUCACAUCCAUCCACAAUGAGUGAUGAUGAUGCUGACCAUACGACUCGACGCACGUCAUUGUCCUCCAUCAGGGAAGAAUCUUCAACCACCACACAUUUACUGAACGAGAACAUUCCACCAUCGUCCAGUAAUCUCUCUUUAAUACCCUCCAUGACUAUUCAACCCUCUCCAGUACUGGUCUCUUCAACCACAUCUUUUCAUACCGCCACUACCACCACCACCACCACCACGAUUGACACCACUUCUACCCUACCAAUGAAUUCAUGCAUGACAACUACCACACAACCAUCAGCACUAUCUGCAACAUCCCAACAUCCUUCACAACAACAACAACAACAGAAAAAAACACUUGAUCUGGAAUCUCUAUUGAUCUAUCCUCCCACACAAGUUCCAUCCAAUGUUCCAGAUGUUCCUAACCAUUUUCAAUGUCCAAUUUCCAAACUCAUCAUGUAUGCCCCCGUUAAGAAUAUGUAUGACAAGACCUAUGAACGAGAAAGUAUUGAACAAUGGUGGAAAACAUUGUAUACAAAGCAACAGCCACUCACUGAUCCUUUAACCAAUCAAAAUGUAUCUGAUCGAACAUUACAUGAAGAUGUGGAUUUAAAAAAUCAAAUUCAAGAAUUCUUAAAUGAAAAUCCUCAUCUCAGAUUCUCAAUCAAUGAAACCUAUUUCCCUAAACAAAUCAUCAGAGAAAUGAAGGUUGCCAUUGAUAGUGAAAAUAUUGAGAAAGUGAGAUUUUUACUUUCUCAAUUUCCUGCAAGCUUCUUUGUUCAAACUAAAUUUCCAAUUCCUCAUUCGACUCACCAUGGAAAAUCAAGAAGUGACAAAGAAACCUCUGUUUCAAUCUUUGACUGUUUAUAUCGAAGAUUUAAGAAUGUCUAUGAUGCUAAAAUUCACAUGAAUAGUGGUAGUAGUGGCAGUGGCAGUAGUAGUGGAACGAGUGUGGCUACUACUUCCGACACUAAUUAUAGUAAUAACGGAAGUAAUAAUAACACCACCACCAUGGUGUUAGAGGGUAAUCGUAUUAAUAGGAGUAACAACAAUAACACCACCACCAAUACCACCAUCAUGGAAGAGGAGACUCAUUUGUUACAAUCCAUGAAUAGUGCAGCCAUGACAACCACAAGCGCACUGAUGAGUAGUAGUAAUAGUAGUGCGAAUAGUAUAACAUCAACUACUGAUCUUGUUGCAUCGAGUCCUUGUACUAGUAGCUCAUCUUCUUGUUUACACAACACAACAACCUCUCUUCUUCUCAUGAAUACCACCACUGCUACCACCACCACACCAUCACACCUGAAUGAUACGAUUCACUGCUUCAAAGAAGAAGAUUUUAUUCAAUCAGAUCCUAUUCUUGCACUCAUUGUGAAACAAUACAAGAUUGUUCGUGAUUAUUGUAUCACCAGACAACAUCAAAGUACAUCAAAAGUAGAAUGUAGUGAAUACAAGAUGAUGGAAAGUGCAAUCAAAGAUGGUCUCAAGAAUAUAUUUGUGAAUAGUGUGAGAAUGUUUCCAAGUACAUCUAUUAUGGAUUGGUUAAUCUCAAUGGGUGCAUCUCUUUCAUCAACGAAUCAAUUUAGACAAAAUGCAUUCCACAUGGCAUGUAUGACUGAUCAAUUAGAGAUUGCCAAACAUUUAUAUCGUUUGAAUGAUCAAGCAAUUGGUGAAAAGAAUGUAAACCCUGAUGAAAAGAAUGAUGUUGUAAUGAAUCAUACAUCUCAAGUGAAUCAUACAUCUCAUGAUGGUGGUGUUGUUGUAAUGAAUCAUGAAUCCCAGGUGAAUCAUACAUCUCAUGGUGGUGGUGUUGUGAUGAAUCAUACAUCUCAAGUGAAUCAUGAAUCCCAUGGUAGUGAAUCUUCUAUUCUUCACAUGAAUGCAAUGAUGGAAUCUUCUCCUAAUGAGGUAUUACAAGAUCGAUCUCAUAGGAGGACUGUACCUACAAGUUCAUCAACGACCCAAAUAACAAAUAUUGUAGAAGAAAGAUUAUCCGAUGAAGUGAAACGAAAAUGGAAUGCCUUCUAUUUGGCCAUUUGGCACAACAGUUAUCGAAUUAUAGAUUGGAUGAUCAAUGAUCCACAAUUAUCAUCCAAAUUCCUCUCAAAGAAACUCAAAUGUAUGGUCAAAGACAAGUCCAGUAUUUAUCAUCCCAUGAAUGCAUUGAGUUUAGCUGUCUAUAAGAGAAAUAUUCCUCUCGUAGAGACUUUAAUUACCAAAUAUGGAUUUGAUGUAUCUGAAGAAAAGUAUCAUCCCAUCUAUUGGUCAUGUAUUGCAAAUGAUUUGAAUGGAUUUCAAUGGAUUUGUGAUUUUAUAUUGAAAAAUUAUGGACCUGAUGCUCUAAGAAAACAAUUAAAAUCCAUCAAUGAGAGAGCAUUUAGAAGAUCACUCAUUCAUGCCAUUUCUAUGGAAGCAUCCGAUGAAAUGAUGGAAUACUUGCUACAAAAAUGUAAAGAAUUUGAUGUGUUGGAUGUUGUCAUUAAUAGUCAAGACAAUUUUGGAAACACUGCACUUCACUAUGCAUGCGAAAAAUCAAAAACGAAAACCAUACAAUGUCUCAUUAGAGAAGGAAUUGCACAUGAAUGUAUCAACAGACAAGGUAAAACAGCAAGUCAAUGUUGUAAAACAGAUGAUGAUCGAAUUGUUUUACAGAGAGCUAUUCGAGAAGAACGUGAAUUAUUGAAAAAGACAAUGAAUCGAGUGAAAGAUUUGGAAGAUGAUGUUUCAUUUUUAAAGAGAAAGUUAUUGGAGAUGGAAGAAUUAUUAUCAAAGAAGAAGAAGAAUAAAAGUCAAGACGACGACGACGACAAUGGCUGUUGCUGA